GCACAGUCUUUUUCUCACGCAAGUUUCAUAGAUGUAAACUUAAAGUGUCUCAGCUCUGUAGUAUGUGGUGUUUUUGUGUGUGUGUGUGUUUUUUUUCUUGGCGCCCUCCCCACUCCGUUUUCUCACCCCCUACUCCCUCGCUCCUCGCCCCCUCGGAUGGUGGAAAUUGUGCGGCAGCGAGCAAAGAGAGAGAUGCGCGCACCUCUAGGCGAGCCUCCGCAGUUAGAUUAGUCCACGCGUGGGUCAAGACGGCGAGAGAGGAUCACCUCCUCAAAAAUACACCUCCAAGGAAAAAAUAGUAAGGAGGAAUCGAGAGGAGCGUCGCGAGGAGUGACUCCCACGGAGAAGUGCGCACGCGUGGGUGCGAGACGCACUCUCUGCGCUGAAGAAUGCGUGCCAGGAUGUCGGGAGCGUUCGAAACAAUUUCAUUUGAUGGACUUUAUUUUUGAGACGGAUUUUCCAACCCCCCACGGAUUGCACAAGAAGGAGCAUUUAAAAGGCAAAGCUGUCCUAUUGGAAAGUGACCUUGAUGGGGGGGAUUAUGCGAUCCUGACACUUUGAUGAGAAUGACGCUGUUGCUUUUAUUCUUCGCUCACUUUUUCUUCCAACCUUGUGGAAACAUCGGCAUCCUUUUGCCAACCUGCGAUGAAACAAAUCUAACCGACAGCAGUGGUGGGGUUUCGAUCCAGGUGGCCGAUAUAUUAAAGUGGAAACGCCUGGAGUACCAUUAAACAAAUCAGAUAAACGCACUGCGAAAUCCGUCGAUAGCCUUUAUUGACGAGGGACUAUAAAAAGCUAAUGACCGGACCUGACAGCCAGCAUUCAACUCCGCCCGACAGCAAGCAAGCGCGCUCGGGAAACUUUCCCAGAAGGUCGACGGUAACGCCAGGCUUCUCUGCGCUCCGUGUUAUGAGCGGCCCGCUAAUUGAACCGGAUAAUAUGCGCCGAACGUGCGGCGAGUGCUGACGCCCUGAUAGUUGGCAAGAUCCUGACCACCGAAAACCAGCAUGGCGGUUCUGACCAGGUACCUACGGGUGACCCAGGUGACUGGGGAAGCGGCAAAGGGACGGCCGACCUUUCAGUCCUGAGAUCCGUCUGCGGAGCGGCGCAGCUGCAGCGGGCCGGGGGAUGUGAUGGGGUGACGGCUCAUGCCCCCCCUUACCCCGAUCCCUAAAACCCCACCCGCCCUGCAUACGGUCCGGUCUGGCUUCAACAAUGGAUCAAAACUUCUCGACGGUUCGAGACGGCAGACAGCCUCUGCCUGAGCGUGACUCGUCCAAACGGGUUCUGACGGGAUGCUUCCUCUCCCUCCUCAUCUUCACCACGCUGCUGGGCAACACGCUGGUGUGCGUGGCCGUCACCAAGUUCCGCCACCUGCGCUCCAAGGUCACCAACUUCUUUGUCAUCUCCCUCGCCAUCUCCGACCUGCUGGUGGCCAUCCUGGUGAUGCCUUGGAAGGCCGCGACGGAGAUCGUGGGUUUCUGGCCUUUUGGCCCCUUCUGCAACGUAUGGGUGGCGUUUGACAUCAUGUGCUCGACCGCCUCCAUCUUGAAUCUUUGCGUGAUCAGCGUGGACCGCUACUGGGCCAUCUCCAGUCCCUUCCGCUACGAACGCAAAAUGACCCCCAGAGUGGCGUGUCUGAUGAUCAGCGUGGCGUGGACGCUCUCCGUUCUCAUCUCUUUCAUCCCCGUGCAGCUGAACUGGCACAAAGCUCAGACGAGCAGCUACGCGGAGCUCAACGGAAGCUACCCGGGCGAACUGCCGCCCGACAACUGCGAUUCCAGCCUUAACCGCUCUUACGCCAUCUCCUCGUCCCUCAUCAGUUUCUACAUCCCCGUGGCCAUCAUGAUCGUCACGUACACUCGCAUCUACCGCAUCGCCCAAAAACAGAUCCGGAGGAUAUCUGCCCUGGAGAGGGCAGCGGAGAGCGCCAAAAACCGUCACAGCAGCAUGGGCAACACGUCCAACAUAGAGAGCGAGAGUUCGUUCAAAAUGUCGUUCAAGCGAGAAACCAAAGUGUUAAAGACGCUCUCGGUGAUCAUGGGGGUGUUUGUGUGCUGCUGGUUGCCCUUCUUCAUCCUCAACUGCAUGGUCCCCUUCUGCGAAGCCAACCUGCCGGACGACGCCAACGACUUCCACUGCAUCAGCCCGACCACCUUCGACGUGUUUGUGUGGUUCGGCUGGGCCAACUCCUCGCUCAACCCCAUCAUCUACGCCUUCAACGCCGACUUCCGCAAGGCCUUCUCCAUUCUGCUGGGCUGCCACCGCCUCUGCCCUGGGAGCAACACCGUCGAGAUCCUCAGCGUCAACAACAACGCCGGAGCGACCCUUCCCAACCCCGCUUGCCAGUACCAUCCCAAAAGCCACAUCCCAAAGGAAGGCAACCACUCGGCGGGCUGCGCGAUGCCCCACAGCAUCCUGUGUCAGGAGGAGGACUUCCACAAGCUGGACGAGAUGGAGGUAGGUGUUGACAACAACGCCUUGGACAAACUCUGCCCGGCCAUCUCGGGGAAUCUAGACAGCGACACGGAGAUCACUCUGGAAAAGAUCAACCCCAUAACGCAGAACGGACAGCACAACGCCAUGUCCCGCUGAACGCUCGCAACGGACAUCUUGCCUGACGGCGACAUAGUGAGUGUUCUUCCAUCCAUCACCCGCAGGACCUUCGGCCCAACUGUCCACAAGAGAGAAAACGCAAUCCGAAUGUUUCCGAGUUACAGGCACUUUAUUCUGGCUCAACACACUGCAAAAUUCUGACGUGCGAUCGCAUACUUUUGGAUGCAUCCUGUACAGUACGGAUUGACUUUUGACACUAUUGUAGUAUAGCGCAGAAGAUGUAGAAAACGUUAGCAAAAUGUCUUGUCUAAUGCAGUUGAUAUCGGUUUUUAAUUGCAGUAUAAACAUGGCAGUUUUCUUUGGAGAGCCAAAAGACGUGCGUUUUUGACUCGCUUGCCAAGGAACCAAAGUCGGAAUUCAAAAUGGAGGAGGCAGGAGAACAACCGGUUAUUUUUUCACUUCAAGUGUGUCGAAACUGUAGGGAUGGCAAUUUGUCGGAGGGCAAUUAUGACUGUCAACGUCUUCUAUGGACAAUUUGUAACUAUUGUCGAUGCAAAAUUGAUCUUCCCGGACCUCAUAAAAGGAUGUGGUGGGUCGUAUCUGGCCCCCGGGCCUUGAGUUUGAUACUUCUGGUAUCUCAAAAGCCGUACACAGUGAAUCCCCGCAUGUUUUGGCAGUCAUCUUGCGGAGUUUUUAGGCCAUCAUGAAUUUGCGGGUGGAGUUUCAACCGAUUAAAUCCAUAUCCACUGCAAACACAAGUUGUCUAAAACGGGGUACACACAUCGAUUUUUCACUUCUGUGGCGCCCAAACUGUUGUUGCAGAAGAAGCUAGGCUAACUGUUAGCUUAUCUGUGUCGACUUGAUAGUUUUAUUGUGGUGAGUGAGUGACUUGGGAGGCAGGCACGGUUGCUCCUAUAAUCAGGUUGUAUCUUGAUUAGCUUUCGCUUUUGUUUUCUUUUGGCUCAGCCCAACUCGGUGUUGUCCAUCAGAGAGUAUCGGCAUGUGUGUACCCCACUUUGGGUUGGGAUUUCUAAGUAUCUCUGAGUGGGUUCCUCCCUCUUGCUUUUCACCAGGUAUAGAUUUGCUAACUUGAGGGCUCCCUCUUCUAGCGAUUAAAGUUGUUCUGUUUUUCCCCCCAAAUGUAAAUCUGCAGAUUGAAACAAAGCAUCAACGCAAACCUCCACUCAGAUGGAGGAGGAGGAGUGCACUCAAACUUAAUGAAAGUGAAGUCGACUGACCUUUUUGCCAAACGUGUAAAUAUCUGAUUUGUUCAAUUGCCUAGCCAAAUGCUCUAGCGGCCAUUCUGUAAGCAUGCUGCGCUGACAUCACAGUUGGUGACCGACCGACCCGUCAGUGCGGGUAAUUGUCAUUACACCUCAUGCAAUGUUUAUAAUUGACAUCAGCUUCUUAAUUCAAUUGAAGUGGCAUCAAGUAAGACUUUCUUCUGUGAGCAUUCCAUUUAUGCUCUGAUCCGAUUGGUUGAAAUGUCUUAGUGGUUUGCGUUGAGAGCGCCACCUGUUGCUCUUCAAGCGCUGCACAGCCUUUAAUUUUUUUUUUUAAACGCACUUUUGACUAGUUUGGACGUCGACACAAACGGAAUUGAAAUUGACGAUAAGUCGUUUGAGAUUCACUAGCGCCCCUGGAGGUACUCAAAGAUGGCUCUGGCUUCUUACCAAAAUCCCACGUUUCACAAGUAAAGGUGAAAACAGGGAAGUUCAAACAAAAAUGUGAAAGCUGAGCAUUAAAACCAAACCAAAGUUCGCUUUGAUGAAAUGACAAAUAUGUUGUUUGGCUGGCGGAGGGGAAUAAAAAAGCGCUCGUUGAAAAACUCUUGCAGGGGAAGAGAAAGACAAUCCGAUAGAAAGCGAUUGUUCUUAAACGAAGCGUUUGAUUUUCCCAUGCUGGAAAAUCCAAUGCUGUCCAUAUGGGCAACGUGGGGAACUUGUAGCUCAAUAUGUGGCACACAAGCAGCUCAUUGUCCUCUCUGCCUUGUCCUCUUCUCACGCUGUUCUGUUGGCUGAACACGAGUUAGCAGGCAUCUGCUGUCAGCUCAUUUCAAUUUCAAACAGCCCUAAUUAUCUUUCAAGUGCCACUACAUCAUGUUUCUUUUGACGCUUUUUGGGAGGGAUCUGAUGCUUCCCCACAACUGACCAGGAACUACAGAUGUGUGCAAUUAGCGCGUCAGGACGGACGGAUGCACGAGAAAACGCCUCGGAGAAGGUUGCCCUCCUCCUUCUCCUCCUCUUCUUCCGACUCGUGCUCGCUGGCUGGCUGGCUUUUUCUCUUGGCUUCCUCUGUCGCCCUGAUGAGCAUUCCAGAUGUUAACACGACUGAAUUUAAUAUUAAACAGACAGGGCCUACUGUUCCCUUUCUCUACUCGGAGUCACGGCACCGAAUCAAAGCUCGUAGAUGAUUUCAUGUCGAACUGUUGAUGCUCUAAAUCACCGCGGACGAACGAACGGGAAGACGUCCGGAGCAUUUGAAGGCCGCCUGUAAGAAAUCAAAACGGAACCUAUCGAUGAAGUCAACCUUGUAUUGUUUAAAGUAAAUAAGUUGCUUCAUUUGAGGAAUUUUAAAAUGUCCCUGACGCUGACUUGCGAGGAAUGCAACAAUAGUCUUUUUGUAUGUUUUCAGUUUUUUUCAUUCCGUUCCGAUUUCAUUGUCACUGUCAAAUAAGAACUGUGGGUUUCAGGUGACAUUUGGUUCCAUCAUCUCAUUUCGGAGGUCGGAAAUGUUGGACUUUUUGCGCUUGUGAUUAAGUGCAUCAACGAUCCAUUCCGAACUUUCCAUUGUUGUACGAUGUCACACCGCUGUAACUCAAGCCACGUUCUUUUCCAUUGAUUCGAUUCUAUAGGUCCGAAAUUGCUGACACCAUUUUCUGGAAUGUAGUAAUGAUCUCGUGCCAUGUUUGUGGCCCCUUUUUGUCCGACUGCAACUUCAUUGCGCUUCUGAUCAAAUAUUCCGUUCCGUUUUUUUUUUUUACGUCAUCCAACAUUCUGAUGUUUGGUAACUGCAGAUGAAUUCAAACGCUUGUUUGUAUGCAUUUUUCUAAAUGCACCUGGAGCUGCGUGUUUGUCUCCAGUGUAUUUUGGCUUCACGUUAAAGCCCCCUCGAGGCCUCACCUUGCUAACACGGUGAGUCAUCGGCGCUCACGUCACCUCCUUCCAUUCGGAAGAUGGCCGACGUCAGGCCGCCGCCGCCGCCGCCUCGAGUAACACGUUCUUUUUCAUCAGCCCGCAUGUCCUCCAGUUAGUGACAGAACAAUGUCUCCCAAUGAGAGUUGACGUUUGACGACUUAAACAAAACGACAACGUCCGACUGACAACUCUCCUCCUCGGCGUCAUACGCAUUCCUGCAAUGCAGGGGCCAAAGGUAAACCACUAGAAUUUUGUUGUGUCAGCUCAUGUAAAAAAAACAAAUCUCAAUGGCAGUAUUUACAUGUGAGGAGAGGGAUUCUGUAUUGUACCAUGAUGUUUUCAAAAAAUGUCCUUUUUGGAUGACCAACACAAGUGCUUUUUAUCUUAAAAGAAACCUUAGCUUGUGUAACAAAUGCCGUUUUGUCUUCUCCGUUGUUUGUCCGCCAGAUGCAGACGGCCCAUGUCUAUUUAUAUAUUUAUUGACUUGUUUCUGGUGUUCUUUUAUGUCAAAGAUUAUACUCCUCAAACUUAUGACUGUAUUUAGUUUACGCUUUGUACAAAGAUAUACAUAGAUGAUGUGCCCUUCUUGGAAAGAAAAAUAAACAUGGAUGGCUCUUUUA
Syngnathus typhle (broad-nosed pipefish) is the source of this 6313-nucleotide messenger RNA. RefSeq names its product dopamine receptor D1b (gene drd1b). The transcript has a single exon. Bases 1216 to 2595 code for a protein of 459 amino acids. Gene Ontology annotation, cellular component: plasma membrane. Gene Ontology annotation, molecular function: dopamine neurotransmitter receptor activity, coupled via Gs; G protein-coupled receptor activity. Lineage: Eukaryota; Metazoa; Chordata; Actinopteri; Syngnathiformes; Syngnathidae. Gene Ontology annotation, biological process: adenylate cyclase-activating adrenergic receptor signaling pathway; G protein-coupled dopamine receptor signaling pathway; vasodilation. The record is from RefSeq and is a predicted model, not a curated record.